This is a messenger RNA of Drosophila biarmipes, 2019 nucleotides long. Its product is annotated as lysosomal acid glucosylceramidase. The record is from RefSeq and is a predicted model, not a curated record. Lineage: Eukaryota; Metazoa; Arthropoda; Insecta; Diptera; Drosophilidae. Gene Ontology annotation, molecular function: glucosylceramidase activity. Gene Ontology annotation, biological process: glucosylceramide catabolic process. The coding region runs from base 43 to 1734 and encodes 563 amino acids. The transcript has 9 exons.
CUUCGAUCGGGACGCAUUGCCUCUGGGCUGGAGUGCGAAAAAAUGAAGACACUUUGCAUUGGCUUUCUUUUCGCAGCUAUCGCAGUCUGUGCAGGUGCUCCGGAAAGCCAGUUGCCCUGCGAUUUGCGUGAAACGAGCCAUGGAAGUGUGUGCGUUUGCAACAGCAGCUACUGCGAUUAUCUGGAACAGCCCCAGCUCACUGAUAGCUCCCAGAUUGUGGUGAUUAGCUCCAGCAAGGAUGGCUUGCGCUUCAAGAAGACCACAGGCUCUGUUACAGAUGGCAAACCUCUAACUGUGGAGGACAGGCCCUUUACUGAUGAGAACUUCAAUGCAGAGGCUAUUGUGGUGGAUCAGGAAAGAGCCUGGUUGCAGUUGGCCAACAUUUCGCAGCGCCUAUUUAUUAAUGCCAGCACUAGAAGCUUUCGCAUAACCGUGGCACGAGAGCAUAAAUUUCAGAACGUCUCCAUUUUUGGAGGCGCUUUUACGGGAUCAGUCUCACAUUUAAUCGAAAAAUUGCCUCAAGAGCUACAGGAUCAUGUCUAUAAAUCCUUUUACCAUCCCCAUGGAAUUGCCUACAACGCCGUACGAAUGUCGAUCGGUGGCUCGGACUUUGACUUGGAGCCCUGGGCCUAUAACGAGUGGCCUCGUAACGAUUCCCAGUUGAGUAACUUCACAUCCCUCGAUCCGCGGGAUCUGCUGAAAAUCGAGCAACUGAAUCGCUUGAAAGCAGUUGGUCAACUGGAUGAGCUGAAGAUCAUGGCCGCCGCCUGGAGUGCUCCUAGGUGGAUGAAGAGCAACGACCGCUGGACAGGAUUUGGCCACCUGAAAUCGGAAUACUACCAAACCUGGGCACUCUACCACCUCAAAUUUCUCGAACUCAUGCGGGCUAAAAAUAUGCCGAUUUGGGCCAUAUCCACCGGCAAUGAGCCGCUGAACGGCGUCAUCGGCUUCUUCUUUGUGCACUUCAUGAGCAUGGGCUGGACGCCCUGGCAGCAGGCUAUUUGGCUGAGCGACAAUCUGGGACCGGCCAUCAGGAACUCGGCGGAGAGCAAGGUGCUCAUCUUUGGCAACGACGACCAGCGCUACACGUUUCCCUCAUGGUUCCGAAAGAUGCGUUCUGCCCGCAACGAUUCUCUAACCUAUUUGGAUGGUUUGGCGGUCCAUUGGUACUGGGAUGACCUGGUGGCUCCACAAGUCAUUGAACAGGCUCACGCGGAGAUGCCGAACAAGAUGAUAUUGAAUACGGAAUCCUGCAUUGGAGAUAAGCCCUGGCAGACCCACGGCCCGGAGCUGGGAAGCUGGCAGAGGGGAGAAAGCUACAUGAGGGCCUACACCCAGGACCUGAGGCACUACUUCAAUGGCUGGCUGGACUGGAAUCUGGUGCUGGACGAACAGGGCGGUCCCAACUAUGUGAAGAACUAUGUGGAUGCGCCCAUCAUAGUGAAUGCCACUAGUCGUGCCGAGAUAUACAAGCAGCCCAUCUUCUAUGCCAUAGGCCACUUCUCCAAGUUCCUGCCGCCGCAAUCUGUGCGCAUCGAGACGCGAAUCCAGGGCCAGCUAAAUGCCUUCACCCAGCUGAGUGUUGUGGGCUUCCAGCGACCAGACGGCAGUGUGGCGCUGAUCAUCUACAAUGGCCAGAACCUGCCGGUGGAUGUGGCCCUCGAUGAUAGCCAGCGCGGAACGAUCCACCUCCGCCUGCCGCCGCGCUCCUGGCACACGGUGCUCUACAAAUGAGUCUUCCCGGAACCCAACUAUAUAGUAAUUUAAACUAGGCUAGGAGGAGGGGGCACGGAGUCCAGCUGCCGCUGCCCAGAGGACCAAUUGAGGCUCAAGUGACGGCGGCGCAACGGAAGCCAAUAAAUCGCCCCUCAACAGGAUGAGCAGGAUAAUGGGCCCGAGGAGGUGGGGAUUCGAGUGCUAGGAUGUAAUGCCAGAUAUGCGGAGACAGCGGAAAUUUGUUUAAGCCGCUCAAUUUGCCGGAACGCGUCUGUUUACAAUGAAAUUUCAUUUGCCGUUUAA